Molecule: messenger RNA, 1379 nt
Organism: Coccinella septempunctata (seven-spotted ladybird)
Lineage: Eukaryota; Metazoa; Arthropoda; Insecta; Coleoptera; Coccinellidae
Product: 15-hydroxyprostaglandin dehydrogenase [NAD(+)]-like
Exons: 5
Coding region: 183-947 (254 amino acids)
Cellular component (GO): cytoplasm
Molecular function (GO): oxidoreductase activity, acting on the CH-OH group of donors, NAD or NADP as acceptor
Source: RefSeq, a predicted model, not a curated record
CUUUGCGCAAUGACACGGCACCCCAGUAUCCCCCUUUAGACGUCGCGGCGCCAGAAGGGCGCGGCACUCGUGGUUGUAACAGUCACUUCCACACUAAAAAUAGAACCUUUAUUUUGAUCGUCUGAAAUUCAUUAACCGAAUCAGUUCAUGAUUUCGUGUCCGUACUUGCAUCGACCGUGAAAAUGUUGGAUUUGAAUGGUAAAGUUGCAUUGGUUACCGGCGGAGCUUCAGGUCAAGGAAGAGAGUACUGUAAGGAGUUAUUUAAGCAAGGAUGUAAGGUCUCUAUUUGUGAUAUCAACACUGAUGAAGGGGAAGAACUGUUGCAUCAGUUAUCCAAGAUAGCUAGGGAUAGAGUGAUAUUUUGUCCAUGUGACGUCACUGAUUAUCCUCAGUUUGAAGAGGCUUUUCAGACAACGAUAUCCAAACUUGGGGGAGUGGAUAUCGUGGUUAACAACGCAUCAAUUAUGAAUGAUAGGCUGUGGGAAUUGGAAGUUGAUGUGAAUCUGAAUGGUGUAAUUCGGGGACUACUUCUUGCAUAUCGUUUUAUGGGCAAAGACAGAGGAGGCCCAGGAGGUGUUGUAGUUAAUGUAGGUUCUAGCAGCUGCGUUAACCAUUUAGUGUCAUUACCUGUGUUCACCGCUACCAAACACGCUGUGGCAGCUCUAACACGAUCCUAUGGUGACCCAUAUCAUGAAAAACUGACAGGAGUUAAGGUUGUUGCAAUAUGCUCGCCUCCUUCUGAUACAGUACUCACAGAGGAUCCUAGAAAGAGGAUAAUCAGUGGCGAAUACGAACAAGCCUGGCAGAAGGAUAUAAGUAACAUUACUCCAACAAAGUCAGAUUACUUAGCGAGGGCUUUAGCAGAAAUUAUACAAAAAGUUCCUAGCGGUACAAGUUGGCUGGUUGAAGGUACCAAUCCACCAAAAGAAAUAAAAGUAUUUCUUUAAGGAUGAUAAACAAUCAGACUGAUAUCACAUACCUACCUAUUUGCCAAGCGUCGAAACAAAUAUUUUAUACAUGUGGAGAAACAACAUUCUGAUGGAAAUUUUUAUACAAUAUCAGCUAAGGAGGUACAAAGCUACAAAAAAAUUUAAAAACUCAAAAGAGACUUUGGACUACAUCAAGGAACUCGGAAGAAUGAUCCCAGAGAGACCAGUAGUAGUUCUGUUUCGAAAUAUAAGCGAUGUCUAUUUUAUUGUUAUAGUGAAAUACUUCCUGUGAGCUUUGAUUUUGCGUUUGAAAUUAAAAUAUUAUAAGUGAAAUGCAUGUGAUAUUGAAAGAUUUGGCGGAAAAGAGGCUGAAAAUCUGUGAAAACAACCAGUGAAAAAUAUCUUGUAUAUCUUCCAACUGAUUAUUUGUCUGGAUGAUUGUUUCAUGAA